AUGCAGAGCGUCCAGCGGCAGUUUGGCAAGUACAUGAAGAGAAGUGCAGACGAGAAGACCAUCUCGGUGCUGCUCAAGGACUUUGAGGAAGCAGAUCACUUGCUCACGAGGAUUAUUGACUCUUCCAAGGCAUGGAAAGAGGCCUGGAUUGCUAUCCUCACUCACCAAACACGCAUCUUCACCGAACUCGAGUCCUUGUACCAGCCAAUACUUGGUGCUGGCGCCGAUUAUCAUGGCCAUACCGCAGUUGAGACGGACCCGGAGACCCUAGCCCGCACCUCGAGGUACAUGUCCGAGAGCGAGGAAUUGAAACGAGAUCUAUCGGAAGACGUGGGCCAGGUCGACACCCGCAUGAUACAUGUCGCCCAAUCCGCCAGAGAGAGCCUGCGUUUCUUAAGGAAGACGAUCAAAAAGCGAGAAGAUCGGAAACUCGAUUUCGAGCGAUACCAGGGUCGCGUCGACAACACCAAAAGCAAAACAAAGCUCUCCGAUCGAGACAGGGCAACCCUGACCAAGGCGGAAACAGAGUUACUCCAAGCCACCGAUGCCUACAACAAUGCCGACGAGCACUUACGACAAGUACUUCCUCCUGUACUAGCCGCCGUUUUCUCCCUCCUACCACACAUCCUUGCGGCUCAGAUCGAGAUUCAGAACAGCCUCCUUGGUCACUACUACACCUCUGUGCAUACCUAUUGCUCGCAAGAAGGCUUUCCCAACCCUGCACCUCCCAUGGACGAAGUCAUCCGCUCAUGGUCUGACGCUUUUCUUCCUGUGCAGAAGGAAGUCGAGUCGCUCUGUCUUAUCGCCUCUGGCAAAGCCGUCCGCCUCCCAAUGUCCCAAAGCGAAAGGCCUAAUGGCUACCCGACUAACGGCCAACGGCGGCCCUCUGCACACUCCACCCUCUCGAACCGGGGUCAUUCGCCUUCACCAGCUCGCAAACUUCCUCCGUCGCCUGAAUACGAAACCAAAUCAAAAGUGUCGCCGACACCCUCGCCCUCUGCCAAUUUCCUUCUCUCACCAACCGAGCAAACCCCUCUCAGUGCCUCGCCCGCCAGUUCUUCCGUCUAUCAGACCCCCGGCGUCGCAAGCUUCUCACCGGCAGGUCCCAAUACCGAUUACUUUAGUCGAGAUCGACAGCCCUCAUCUGCCACACAAACCCUCGCAACUCCAUCAUCCAUGUCGUCUCUGGCUUCAGCCACCUCUACCUUGGCGAUUGGCAAAAAGAAGCCCCCUCCCCCACCUCCACCACCACGGCAGAACUCACAGAAUUGGGUGUUCGUGACAGCAUUGUACGAUUUUGGUGGGCAAGGAGAAGGCGAUCUAGUGUUCCGCGAAGGAGACCGAAUAAGGGUCAUCAAGCAAACAGAGAGCAAGGACGAUUGGUGGCAAGGCGAGUUGCGGGGGGUAAAGGGGGCAUUUCCAGCCAAUUACUGUGAGUAG
Cyphellophora europaea CBS 101466 is the source of this 1440-nucleotide messenger RNA. RefSeq lists its product as uncharacterized. The record is from RefSeq and is a predicted model, not a curated record. The transcript is spliced from 2 exons. Gene Ontology annotation, cellular component: mating projection tip; actin cortical patch; medial cortex. Gene Ontology annotation, biological process: plasma membrane tubulation; actin cortical patch localization; endocytosis. Lineage: Eukaryota; Fungi; Ascomycota; Eurotiomycetes; Chaetothyriales; Cyphellophoraceae. Gene Ontology annotation, molecular function: lipid binding; protein binding. The coding region runs from base 1 to 1440 and encodes 479 amino acids.